AGGAGGAAGGAAUAGGAGGAGGAUUAGGAGGGGGCAGUGACAGAGGAGAGAGAAGUGCCGCCAAGCAAGCAUGAGGUUUUCACUUUCCAUUCUCCGCUCAGCAGCAGUCAGAUGAGAGUCCUUGCGCACAAGAGUGCCUUCUUCCCCUCCCGCCUGUGGCUCUUGGACUCCGCUGAACCCUGCCACAGUCGUCAGCGCUGCCUCGCAGGGCAGCCGACGCCAUCCACUGUGCCACUGAUUCGCUAAAGUCAGGCCCCUCCCCUCCCCGCUUGCUUCCCUCCUGCGCAGAUAAAGCCUGAUGCUGAGAACGAACAGAUCCAAUCAGCUGUCGUGAGCGGGAAGAAGAUCGUCGCUCUCGUUGUCCUCUCCACCACACCCUUUUCCUCCUCCCUCUGCUUCUUCCCAUCAUGGGCCGACGCGAUCAAUAAUGUUUUGCCACCCUCUCGUCUGACAGUCGAGCCGAGCAGCGAGCCGAUAUCUGACCGCUAAAGGCGUCUUAUUUGUGGCAAGCGGGCCCUGAGGAUGGGCUACAGGUGGUAGCAACUCAAGAGGCCCCCCUUGGCUCAGAUCUUAACAAAGACCUUUCGAUCCCACCCUUUUCCCAUGCGUCCAUGUCAUUGACUCAUUCCUCCUCAUUCGCAACACACAAGUGUGCUUAUAAUUGCAUUCGUCGGAUAUACGUCGUUCAUCAUCAGCCCCCCUCGGCUGCUUCUGCAACUGCUGUCACUCCUGCUCCAAAAUGGCGGUGAACGUGAUGCCCAUCCGGGACACAAAGUGGCUGACUUUGGAGGUGUGUCGGGAGUUUCAGAGGGGGAUGUGCUCGAGGCCGGACAACGAGUGCAAGUUUGCCCACCCCGCCAAGAGCUGCCAAGUGGAAAACGGCCGAGUCAUCGCCUGUUUUGACUCGCUCAAGGGCCGCUGUUCCCGGGAGAACUGCAAGUACCUUCACCCCCCACCCCACCUGAAGACCCAACUGGAGAUCAACGGGAGGAACAACCUCAUCCAGCAGAAGAAUAUGGCAAUGCUUGCCCAGCAGAUGCAGAUCGCAAACGCCAUGAUGCCUGCCACCCAGCUGCAGCCCGUGCCCAUGUUUUCAGUCACGCCUGGCCUGGCGACCAACGCCAAUGGCCCGGCGGCAGCGUUCAACCCCUACCUUGGCCCCGUGUCGCCUGGCCUGAUGCCCGCCGAGAUCCUGCCCAGCGCUCCCGUACUGCUCACCAGCAACGCCAGCGUCCCCGUCCCGGUCGCCACCGCAGCACAGAAACUAAUGAGGACAGAUAGACUGGAGGUCUGCCGAGAGUACCAGAGGGGUAACUGCAUGCGUGGCGAGAACGACUGCCGCUUCGCGCACCCGUCUGACAGCACCAUGAUCGACACCAACGACAACACGGUGACGGUGUGUAUGGACUACAUCAAGGGCCGCUGCUGCCGGGAGAAGUGCAAGUACUUCCACCCGCCUGCCCACCUACAGGCCAAAAUCAAAGCGGCCCAGCAUCAAGUCAACCAGGCGGCAGCCGCUGCAGCCAUGGGACUCCCUCCCGUCCUGUCCCCUUUACCAAAGAGACCCGCACUUGAAAAAGCCAACGGUGCCACCACCAUGUUCAACGCCGGUGUUUUCCAGUACCAACAGGCCCUGGCCAACAUGCAGUUCCAGCAGCAGGCUGCCUUCAUCCCGUCGGUACCCAUGAUGCACGGUGCUACUCCGGCCACUGUGUCUGCAGCCACCACAUCUGCCACAAGUGUUCCCUUUGCAACCGCCACAGCCAAUCAGAUUCCGGUGAUAUCUGCGGAGCAUCUGACUAGUCACAAAUACAUGACCCAGAUGUAGGAGCCUCACUCACAACAGUGGAUAAGGAGCCAAGACCAGCGAUUCAUCAGGCAACCGAUUUCGAACCUGCUGAAACCACACGUCAACAACAACAGAGUUUGUGGAGUUUGCUCCAGUCAUUUCACCCACACCACAUACAGUACAUCUAAAGAGCGCCUUCUUCCUCCUCUCUGCAAAGUGAGGGCGCCUUUACCUUUAUUCACCGGGCACACUUUGAAUGUGAAGCGAAUAAGACGAUGGGCCGCGUCCAUUGAGGCAAAGGAGGAAUGGCGGCAUCUUUUUUUUGUUCAUUGGUUGUCUCUUAUGUAUUUACUCAAAGGUGCACCUUACAUUUCAGUUGAAAGAGACGACGAAGAAUUAGACUGUGUCAUGAAGGUUUUUGUGUUAUUUUAAAUCAUCCCAACAAAAAAAGGGCCAUACAUGUGUGCUAAUAUGCCAAUGGUACUGCGGUCACGCAAAGCAAUGGCUUUCCCUUUAAGGCGUCACUACUCAUCUUUGGUCCCGUCACGACCCAACACUGCUGAUACGAAAUCCUCAACUCUUCUGCGAUGAGGUCAACCAAGAUGUGGAAUUAGUGUUCAGUCGCCAUGACAAUGCAAGCGGGUGUUUGAUUUGAUUUGAUUUGAUUUGGGUUUUUUUCGGGGGGGGUUCCGAUUUUUUUAGUGUCGAUGUGAUGUUGUGGUCAGACAUCUUAGGGUGUUUGUUUGUCCGAAUUUUCAGAUUUUUAGCAAAACUUUUUUUUUUUUUUUUUUUUUUUAAAUGUGGUGUUUUUGUGGUUCGAUUUAAGCGGGGUACACACAAACUGACAACUGGGAUGAAUUUAAGCCUUUUCGCACACUUGCAAUGAAAGUCAGAAAAGGCACAAUUUGCACCAGUUAACAAUUUUUUCCUUUUUUUUUUUCUAAAUCAGAGAUACAAGUAAACCAGAUACUCUUUUUGUCUUGCACAUCAGGUUUUCAGAAUAUGAUACUACUACUACUACUAAUAAUAAUAAUGAUAACAAUAAUAUGUACAACAGUAAUAUAUUUAGUACCAUUUAUAAAUUACAUUUUACAAGGGUAAGCAACAGGUGGAUUUUUUCUGAAACAUCAUGGCUUUAAAUUUCAACACAUGGUGAAAUCUUAAUGGCGAAAGCAUUCAUAGGACACAUUUCAAAACAAAAAAAAUUAAAAUAUCUCAAAAGCCUGAUGUGCUGCAAAAAAAGUAAAGACAGGUUUUAAAUCAGCGUCAAAAAUACAUUAAGGGACAUAUAAAGCUAUGUCUGAUUAAAAUUUGCUGUGUUUGCAGUGUUAUAGGAUGUCUCUGAAAGCUUAACCCGCCUGAUUGGUGUGGAGUGCGUUAAGAGUAAUUUUUUUUUUUUUUAAUUUCCUCCUCGGAAACAGUCGGGACGGGCCAUUGUAAAUGUUAAACCUCUGCAAUAUUUAUAAUAGCAAAUCCUUCUGUGUGUGGUCAACAUCGCAUUCGGCCCAUCUGUGAUUGUGACGUGAAACAGAACAUUAACCAGUCGGGAAUGGCCCUGAAAUUCAAACUGCUGCCAGACACAAAAAGAGGAGUAACUGAUUGUGUCAAGGGUUUGCAAUAAUAUGCACCCCCCCCCCUUCCAAAAAAAAAAAAAAAAGACUAAGAAAAGUUUUAAUCCUCUACGAGAUAAACUAAGGGCCUUUUCGGAAAGUCACCUCUCCGAACCUUUGUUGGAUGAUGUCAUUAAGUCAAGGAGGGAUGAAAAGGUGCCUCGCAUUUUUUUUUUUGUGUGUGUUUACAGCUCUCACGCCAUCCAUAAUUCGAGCAGCUAUGGAUAGUAAUGCUAAAUUUGUUUUUGAGGCGUGUUUUUUUUUAACCUUCUUUUGCUACUGUUCUUUCAGAUGAUAUUUUGAUGCACCUUUUUUCAUCUAUGCUACUCUGCGUUUUUUUUACAUUUUUUUAUCACAACUUUUUUCAUUUUUAUGGACUUCGCAAGAGUCUUUGCAUCGUCUGUUAACUUGGUUACUGGUCUGUUGCUUUAAAUUUGACUGCCAGAAAGGAUUGUAAAAACCCUCUUGUAAAGGUUGGUCGGGAGGCUUGAAGGUUGCAUCGAGGCACCUUUCUGAAGCAUUUUUAGAAUUCAUUCUCCCAAGUACUUCCGGGUCACCGCGCUCGGAUAAAAAGAGUUGGUCCCACUUUGUUUAUUUUUUCGUCGACUACUAGUUUUUUCUUCUUUGUGUUUACCGGCAGUCUGGAUGCACUGCGGCUCGAUGCUGCCUGUCGGCGGAAAUGUUAAGUGUGUAGGUGGUGCUGUGUUACUCACCUCGAGUACACCAUCACAUGGAAGAGAAGUAAGAUCAUGCUGAUUUCUUUUUAUGGUCUUGUGUGGGGCCUUUUUUCAAAAGUCACUUAACGCUUUCAAGGACAGUGGUUACUACAGUGGACAGCUUAUCAUUUUAUCAGGUUACAGGGUUCCAUGAAAGGGUUAAAAAGCAAUGUGUGUACCCCGCUUUUAGGAUUCAUUGUAGUUCGUCAAUUCCUCAGUAUAUCAUGGAUGGGUAGCGCGUUGAAAGUAACACAAAAAAAACCCUAAAUGAAACGCAAAGGUUACGAUUGUAUCCCUCAUGUAAAGCCUUAGAAUGUACCGUCGGGUCAGCACAUUGCAACAUGCCAUUGGGAAGCCAUGCAAUGCCGCACUCGUUUGAAUUCUUUUUCGUUCUAUUUAUCUCGAUUAUACCGCGUCGUGGAGUGUCUCUUUGCGCGUUCCCUCAUCUUUAACUGAAACUCGGUGUAUGUGCGUUUUGAUUUGAAUAGGACUUGACGCUAAUGUUAGUUAUUUUUUACGUUAUGCGUACCGACCAGAUGCAUAUUGGUGUUCACUCCUCUUCUCUCUUGGUGUUCUCGAAAGCAAAAUGAUGUUAUUUAUAUGCUCUAUCCAUUUCAAAUAAUAUCUAUUGUUUGGGUAUUUUUACUCUUCUUGGAAAUUGGGCCAUGUUGGAAAAACAAACCGUAUAUUUUUAUUUUAAUUUUCUCGGUGAGGUCCCGUGACAGAACGUCUCUGCUCACUCAGCCAAUUGCAGACAAAAUGGAGGAGGGUGGUGGGGGGUAAGCUCCCAAGGUGAUUUUUGCACUUCUGUACAUAGUCAAAAAAAAAAAAAAAGAGAGAGAAAUCAUGUAUAUUGAGAUCUUAUUUUGAAUAAAAACAAAUGUCUAUAAUGACAGAGCGUUUUGUUAGGAUAACCACAAUUAAAAAAAAAAAAAAAGGCCUGAACAAAAAAAAUAAAAUCGCUUGCAUCCAAAGGACGCGGAGUUGUCAUUCGCUAACCCCGUCCCCUUUUCUGGAACGGCCAAUGUCGCUCUUAAUUUUUUUUUUCUUUCUUUUCUUUUUCUUUUUGUCGUCAGCCGCUUGUAGUUUGCCCGGUGACCUUCCGGAGGAGGCGUGGGGGGGUUCACUACCCUCAUUGCACCGUCAGGCCUGUGAGGCCACAACCACAUAUUGUCUCUUUAACUUAGGGACAAAUGCAUGUUAACCAUAUAAACAUGUUUUAAAACACACACACACACACACACACACACACACACACACAUACACACACACGCAUUUCUAAGACAAAAGAGAACAUCUUACAGAUAAAGGUGUAUUUACAAUAUUCAUACACUAUCCAUAUGUAAUGGGAUAUUUAUUUAAAAAAAAGAAAUAUAUAGAAUAGUGCUUUAUUUGAAAAAAACAAUAUUAAUUCUGAAACUACAGUUUAGUCACCACUUGGAGAGACAUGCAGCACAACGCUCUUAAUAUGUUCUGUUCAUGUAAACUGUGCUACUUUAGAAGAUGAAACCGAUCGACCGCGGCAAUAUUUUUGAAGGUUUUGGUCACCAGACCAGAUCAUCUCUCACCUGCGACUUGCCCGCAUGCUUUGAUAGAGGAAAAACUUUUUUGUUUUGUUUUGUUUUUUGUUGUUGGUUUGUUUCGGUUUUUUGUUUCUCUGCUCGUAGUAUUAUGAUGUAUUCUGCCCUCUGCUACUGUUUGUUUCUGCUUGUUUAACUGCGGCAUGUCCCCCCCCCCCCAUCCCUGUGUGUCAGUCAAGAGAUGAAAUGCUAGUCUAAAGCCAUAAAAUGUUGAAUAUGAAUGGGGCUGAGAUGAAACUCACCCGUUGUUUGUUUCCCCAGGGGGCCUGCACUGCUCUAUUUGGUUCUUGCUGUUAUGGAUUUCAAAAAAAAAA
Messenger RNA from Hippocampus comes (tiger tail seahorse), 6009 nucleotides. RefSeq names its product muscleblind-like protein 1. Gene Ontology annotation, biological process: regulation of RNA splicing. Gene Ontology annotation, molecular function: metal ion binding; RNA binding. Gene Ontology annotation, cellular component: nucleoplasm; cytoplasm. Lineage: Eukaryota; Metazoa; Chordata; Actinopteri; Syngnathiformes; Syngnathidae. Bases 740 to 1828 code for a protein of 362 amino acids. The record is from RefSeq and is a predicted model, not a curated record. The transcript has 9 exons.